This is a messenger RNA of Pleurotus ostreatus (oyster mushroom), 378 nucleotides long. RefSeq lists its product as uncharacterized. The transcript has 2 exons. Bases 1 to 378 code for a protein of 125 amino acids. NCBI's taxonomy places the organism in Eukaryota, Fungi, Basidiomycota, Agaricomycetes, Agaricales, Pleurotaceae. The record is from RefSeq and is a predicted model, not a curated record.
AUGGAACUCUCUCUCUCCACAAUCCCCGAUCUUACAGCGUAUGUUACGAAGCAAGGUGCAUAUCCUGCGGCACACGGUGGCUUUGCGGACAUAUGGAUGUGCACGCUAAAUAACGAGGCAUAUCCGUCAAUUGCACAAAACGUCGCUGUCAAAGUCCUUCGCUCACUUGGGAGCGGAUUCAAUAACGAGGGCAAACCCAAGAAGGUCCGAAAAGACACUGUUUGCUUCACUAGAGUCAGCGAUGGAUCUAAUGUGUUAGAGACUGCGGCGGGAACUUGCGGUCUGGCUGGAGCUGCAGCACCCUCAAGUGUUACCGCUUUAUGGUAUUGUUUUGGAUUUUGGGCCCUAUCCAUCUAUGGUCUGUCCGUGGAUGGAUAA